AAACCCGGCCAACCCUUUGCCUCCCCUCCGCUGCCUCCACCACUCCACCCUCAGCCAUGGCCAUGAGCGACACCAGCUCAGGCCCGCCGGAGUGGGCUCAGUUCUACUGCCAGAACGGCCUGGGAACCCACCCGGCCGCCACGCCGGCCAUGCUCGGCCACAUGUCGGGCGGCGUUGCCGACUCGACGGUGGUCACGACCACGUCGAGCCCGACGAUCGCCGGAUCGAGCAGCAGCCCGACUUCGCACCCGGCCGCCAUCGAGGGCCGGGUGGGGAAGUCGGCACGUCGGAGAUCGAGGGCCUCCAGGAGGGCCCCGACGACGCUACUCAACACCGACACCACCAAUUUUCGUGCAAUGGUGCAGCAGUUCACCGGCAUCCCUUCGGGACCGUAUUCAUCUAGUUAUCAGCCUAGCAACAGGCCAGUGAUCAACUUUGGGCUUAAUUUUAAUGAUCCUCUUCGCCAAGCCACGGUGGUGCCUUUUGGACGCCUCCAGCAGCUGCAGCAGCAGCAGCAAUACCAAGGGCAAUCUUUCCAGCACCAACAUGAAGGAGGACAUCACUACCAACCUCAGCAGCAGCAGCAGCAAUCAUAUGAUGGUACCAUGUUUGAUGGUAACCAUGAUAUUUUUCUUCAAGGUUUUAGCAAUCCGAGGGCCAACUUGGAGGUGACUGAUGGCUUUUUCUUGGAAGGCAUGACCGGCCAAAUGAUGCCAAGGACAAACUCCACUGACACAAGAACUAAUGGUUUUUUUUCAUGAGGAAAAGGUAAAGGAUUUGGGGGAGAGGUUUAACUUUCGCUUUUGUAAGAGAGAGGAGGAAGCACUGACACAUGUAAAUAUUAUUGUGAUCAAAAUAUCUCUAUCUUGUGGUAAAUGGAAUCUUUCUAGAAUGUGUUGUUUUAAGUGGCCAAA
This is a messenger RNA of Elaeis guineensis (African oil palm), 914 nucleotides long. RefSeq lists its product as uncharacterized. The record is from RefSeq and is a predicted model, not a curated record. NCBI's taxonomy places the organism in Eukaryota, Viridiplantae, Streptophyta, Magnoliopsida, Arecales, Arecaceae.